GGUUGGGUGCAGUAAAGAGUUUGACAGACGAGUGGGUGGGAAUUGUGACGCUUCCUUAGAUUUCAUAAUUAUUUUUUAAAAUAAAUAAUUAACAGUGCAAAGUACUUUUAUUUAAUUUGUAACUGAUUGUAUGGGUGAAAUCUAUAAAUUAGAAGAAUGAUUACUAAUAGAUACGCUAUCCUAUUUUUAUAAGGACAGGUUCUAUUUGACAUAUAUUUUCGUAAGGAUGGGACCUCCACCCGUAGUCACUGGAAUUUCUCCAAAAGAAGGUCCACCAGGAACUCGCGUCAUUGUCAGAGGAGAAUUUCUGGGCUCCAGAGCUCAAGAUCUUAUAGGUUUAACUAUUUGUGGCUGUGAUUGCCUCUUGUCAGCUGAAUGGAAGUCGCAGAAUAAAAUUAUAGCACGUUCUGGACCAUGCAAGGGACGUGGAGAUAUAAUUGUUACAACACGCAGUGGAGGUCAGGGUACAUCAACUGUACAGUUUCGUGGCUACCAUGAAACUAUUGGACCUAUGAAAGAGUCUGCAGUUUGGGUAGAGGAGGCUCCAAUGCAAAGUUUUGUAUGGGGUAGACGUGCAUUGUCCCCUACAAAUUACCAACAGGAAGAUCCACUAGGUCUCAGCGUAGAAGGAAAUGAGAAAAAGUUUCCCGAGGACGAAUUAAUAGAACUAUUUGGAGAUGGAAGUGGAGAAUUAGCAAGUGAUAAGUUUCAUCCUGGCUGGUUUCUACUGCAACAUCAUCAUGCAACUACACUGGAUGAUCUUAAGGCUGGUCUUGCUUACCUGAGACGUAAAGUCCAUUCUCAGAAGGAGGGCCAGCUGUCUUUCCUGAAGGCAAACGUAGGUUCUGUAAUGGAACAACUAGAUACUAUUGUUCUCUUAAAAGAACAAUUUGAAUCUGAUGUUCAAAAGCAUGGAAGUGACCCAACAACCAAGCUUGAAAAAGCUAUAAAAGAAUCCAUGGCCGAAGCAAACAAGCUCUUUGACGACGUCCUAGCUCGUAGAGAUAGAGCCGACGCUACCAGGAAUGCUUUAUCCUUAAUGCAAAGAUAUCGCUUCCUGUUCUGCAUGCCAGUCAAUAUCGAGAAGAAUAUCAAGCGCGGUAACUACGACUUGGUGAUCAACGAUUACGCCCGUGUUAAAAAUUUAUUUGGCAAUACUGAGGUGGAGGUCUUCAAGAGAGUUCUUGUGGAAAUUGAUGAAAGAAUAGGAAAGUUACGCAAUAUGCUCCACAAGAAGCUUGAGGAAAUGCCAGCGACUUUGGAUGAGCAAAAGAAGAUUAUCAGGAACAUGGUGAACCUGGAGGCUGAAGGAGAUCCUGCAUGGGAUGCGAUAGUGUCCCAUGCACGCCAUCUGGAAAAAAGUAUUACUGCCUGCGUCCACGAACACCUGGAAUCUGAGAGCGCUGGAGGAGACGAUUCUAGCAAAACUCCAAAAUCGAAUGGGUCUACGCCAAUGUCGGUGAAGCAACUGCGCCUUUAUAAAAAUGACAUAAAUAACGCUCCAGUGCGGGUCCUUUGCGUGGAGGCCAUCUGUGACGUGGUAAUGGAGCAACUUCCUGACCUCUGGAGAUUAGGGCAAAGUUAUUUUACUGGACAGCUGCACGUUACCGUGGACAUUGAGAAGCAAAUACCUUUCAAGAAUCUUGUACUGUCGGGCAUGCAACACGCGGCAAACGCCAUGAAAAGCUCCUGCAGUUCUAAUCUUGAAGCCUCUUGGCUUUUGUACAAUCUUAGAUGCGUCCGGCAGAUGUACGCUUCUCUGAUACAUCUGGACUUGCCAAACGAAGCACUUGACAUAUUUGGCAAAUUUAUUUUUGAUCUUAGAUUUCAAUGCAUGGCUGCACUAUUCAAACAAACUGCAGAGAACAUUGGAGCUUUGCAUCGAAAGGAGACAUGGCAAAUGGAAUGUUUGUAUGAGGAUGGCGGAAUCACAAGACUGCCUAGUCUAUUUGAAGAAAUGAUUAUGGAAGUGUCAAAACUAUCUCGUGAGACUGCGGUCGCCUGUGGCCCUAGGGAAGGUCCUUUACUUGCAGGAUCAGCGUAUCAAGCACUGUAUCACAAUGCUGUUAGGACACUGUUUACCUCAUUCGCACGUUGUUUGCGACAAUUAGCCUUCAGUGGAAGCGAAGAUGCAAUGGAGGAUGAGGAACCAUCUGUCUCUCAAUUGAUUGCUUCGCCGACCGGAUAUAGGACUCGCGACAACAAGCAACACGGUCCGACAUGGGAACAGUGCUUAUUAAUAUCCUUGAGUAAUAUUCGCUACACGCUUAACACUGUGCUACCGCGUGUUGUGGAGUUCCUCAAGGCUCAGGGUUAUCCGGAGCUGUCAACAGCUGUUGGAUGGAGUUCAGACUGGACCGAAUUAGAAAAUCUGGAUGCAGCUGUUUUAGACGCCUAUUUAGAGAGACGUUGUGAUCCUCUAGUUGGUACUAUUGAACCGAGUAUGUACCUUGGUGGUCUUGAAUGGGACUCAGAAGUAGAACCUACGCAUAUUAGACCUUAUGCACAGGAAGCCUUGGCAAAUCUUAUAGCUGUUCAUGCUGAGGUACGCAGAGUGUCCCCAAGUCUAUUGAAGAGGGUUUUAUCCCACAUUGUAGAAACCAUAGCCGAAGAAUUGGCCAGGCUUAUGUCCUGCGUUACUAAAUUUGGGCCUUCCGGUAUUAUUCAAGCCCGUGCCGAUAUUACAUUACUGAGUAAAGCACUGUCAAGAUACAGCACACCAAGAGCAAGGAGUUUCUUUGAAGAAGCAUUGGACGUAAUUCCGCCGCCACGAAACAAGGAAGAUGCUUCACGGAUUGAAGCACUACUUUUUAAAGUAACCAGAACAAUGAGAUUACAGCUUUCCUGUCUUACUGAUCAAAAGCCCGACAAUAUUAUAGUGGAAGGUAUUGACUCGGAUCGGACCACUACCGUAACAAUUCAAAUAUUGAAAUUUGUGGGGGGUUGAUGAAUCAAGUGGCUCCAUUCGGUAAUGGCGCUUUACGGCACUAAAAGCACUCCGGAACGGCACGAUCAGUUUCGCUGAAUGUCCAGCAGUGUCCAGUCUUCUGUAU
Molecule: messenger RNA, 3053 nt
Organism: Cephus cinctus (wheat stem sawfly)
Lineage: Eukaryota; Metazoa; Arthropoda; Insecta; Hymenoptera; Cephidae
Gene: Sec5
Product: exocyst complex component 2
Exons: 12
Coding region: 227-2947 (906 amino acids)
Biological process (GO): Golgi to plasma membrane transport; exocytosis
Cellular component (GO): exocyst
Source: RefSeq, a predicted model, not a curated record